Molecule: messenger RNA, 735 nt
Organism: Aspergillus fijiensis CBS 313.89
Lineage: Eukaryota; Fungi; Ascomycota; Eurotiomycetes; Eurotiales; Aspergillaceae
Exons: 3
Coding region: 1-735 (244 amino acids)
Biological process (GO): attachment of spindle microtubules to kinetochore
Cellular component (GO): DASH complex; spindle microtubule
Source: RefSeq, a predicted model, not a curated record
AUGUCGCUUCUUGAAAGCCACCUUGAGCAAAUCAUGCUCUCCUCAAAUGCUAUUGCAGAACUUCCCUUUCCACCUCCGCGAAUGUUCACCAAUGCUCUUUUGGGCUCUCAUGACAUCACCUCCCUAAUUCGCGACACGGAAGCUCAUGAACGGGCUUUAUUCCAGACUGAUCCCUCGGUGAAGCCAGUCAGCUCGGCGCAGCGACGAGUUACUCGCCGCGGCACGCAGUUCCCACAAGAAACAGAGAAGGAGUCUAUGGCGAGUCGGAUUUAUUCGGCCAGAAACAACAAAAAUCAGUCCGCUGUAGCCAGAGUGCUAGGCUCAGAUAUGAUGGAGGAGAUCAAGCGCUCCGCGGGGCGGGGUCCGCGCGGGGAAGUCAACGUCGAUGUCUUGCUUCGCGGCGCAGAGAUCCUUUGCAAUGUCUACCCGGUCGCUGGCGCACACGAAAAGAUCGCAAGUCUUCGCUAUCGUCACCAAUUGAUCACGGACUCAAUUAUAGAUUUGGAAGAGCGCGUGGCCCGCAACGCUGCCGAGCUGGAGCAGAUGAGCCACUCCUACGGUGAUGACUAUGAUGAUUACGAUACUGGAGAAACACUGCAACCUGAGGUGGCCGACGUCACAGAUGCUGAUCUGGCCCGGGAAAUGGAGGAGAUCCGAGAAUUAGAGAGAAGAAAGCGAACGCUAGAAGAUCGGGUCAAUGGGAUGGAACGGGAUCUUGGUGGGUUGCUGGGCUGA